Microdochium trichocladiopsis is the source of this 1557-nucleotide messenger RNA. Its product is annotated as efflux pump antibiotic resistance protein. Lineage: Eukaryota; Fungi; Ascomycota; Sordariomycetes; Xylariales; Microdochiaceae. The coding region runs from base 1 to 1557 and encodes 518 amino acids. Gene Ontology annotation, biological process: transmembrane transport. Gene Ontology annotation, molecular function: transmembrane transporter activity. The transcript has 3 exons. The record is from RefSeq and is a predicted model, not a curated record.
AUGACCGCUGAUGAACAUGUUGACUACCCUUCCGGCAUGGCUCUGUUCUUCAUUGUUCUCGCGUUAGGCUUGAGCAUAUUCCUGGUCGCACUCGACAUGACCAUCGUUGCUACAGCCGUUCCUAAGAUCACAGACGAGUUUGCAGGUCUUUCCGACGUUGCCUGGUAUGGCUCAGCAUUCUUCAUGACCAUCGGCGGGUUCCAGUCAGCUUGGGGCAAGGCAUACACGUACUUGAAUCUCAAGACCGCCUUCCUUAUUGCUAUGGUCAUCUUCGAGGUCAGCAGUCUGUUGUGCGGCAUUGCACCAAACUCAGGCGCCUUUAUCGUCGGGCGUGGCAUCGCAGGUGUCGGUGCUGCGGGACUCAGUUCUGGGUGCUACACCCUUAUCGCGUUCGCCGCCGAGCCCAUGGACCGUCCACUGUUCACUGGAAUCUUGGGCGCUUCUUACGGUAUUGCCUCCGUCACCGGUCCCCUAAUUGGAGGCGCCUUCACCGACCACGCUUCCUGGAGAUGGUGCUUCUACGUCAACUUGCCCAUCGGCGCCCUCUCGGGCACAAUUAUUCUCCUGUUCUUCACAACCCCAAGCAAGUCAAGGCCAGUCGAGGUUUCUGUUCACGAGAAACUCCUUCAAAUGGAUCCCUUCGGCAUUCUCCUGAUUAUGGGAGCCACUGUCGCUUUCAUCUUGGCUGUCCAGUAUGGUGGCCAGAGCCAUUCGUGGAGCUCAAACACUGUGGCCGGUCUUCUUGCCGGAUUUGCUGUCAUUAUUGUCGUUUUUAUCGCCUGGCAGGCGUUGAACGGUGAGCGCGCCAUGGUAGUUCCACGUGUCAUAAAGAAAAGGACUGUCUGGGUCAAUGCACUCUGCGGCUCUGUCCUAGGCUCUGCCUACCUCAUCAUUAUCUACUAUCUCCCUAUCUACUUUCAGAGUAUCAACAAUGAUUCUCCAGGCACAUCGGGAUUGCGCAACAUUCCAAUCAUUCUCGCUGUCACCUUUGCGACCAUCCUUUCGGGAGUGCUCAUCUCGAAAACUGGCAUUGCAGUACCGCUCAUGACGGGUGGUUGUGCGCUUGGGACGACUAGUGCAGGGCUUAUGUGCACUCUCAAGAUCGGCGCAGAUGAGAGCAAGUUGACUGCUUACCAGGUUCUCGCUGGAGCUGGCUUUGGGCUCGCGAUCCAGGUUCCAAUGAUCCAUGCCCAAGGAAAUGCUGCAACUGGGGAUUUAGCUGUAACUACAUCCAUUAUUAUGUUUUUCCAGACCCUUGGCAGUGCGUUCCUCCUCUCAGCCGCGCAAUCAGCAUUUGUCAAUGAGCUCCUUAGAAAUCUUAAAGAGUAUGCCCCGGCAGUCCCUCCGGAUAUGGUGAUUUCUACAGGAGCGACGCAGAUCCGGACAGCUUUCGCCGCCGCCCAGGUCCCCGGUAUCCUACAGGCUUACAUGAAAGGCAUCCGAGUCGUUUUUGCCGUCUCAACCGCGGCGGCUGGCUUGGCCUUUGUGGCAAGCUUGGCCAGUUCAUGGAAGAGGCUGAGCAGGGAGCCGCGCAUGGCUUCAUGUGUUGCCGCUUGA